Formica exsecta is the source of this 1676-nucleotide messenger RNA. Its product is annotated as abnormal spindle-like microcephaly-associated protein homolog. The transcript is spliced from 2 exons. The record is from RefSeq and is a predicted model, not a curated record. Gene Ontology annotation, molecular function: calmodulin binding. NCBI's taxonomy places the organism in Eukaryota, Metazoa, Arthropoda, Insecta, Hymenoptera, Formicidae. Bases 131 to 526 code for a protein of 131 amino acids.
AAUCUCAGCAAACGUCUCGACGUUUCUUCGGAAUCGAUCCUCGUGGAAUGAUUUAAAGAAUUCAGGUCAACGGAUUUUAACGAUCGAGAGACACGGUGCUUUUUCGCGUGAUCGUCUUAAAACUCCAUUCAUGUCGCAGACUCCUAAGGAGGAGACCGACGCGAUGAAGGCCAAUACAGCAGCAACAAAGAUCCAGGCCAACUUUCGUGGAUAUCGUGUACGUAAGCAGUUGAAGGAAUCCACACCACGUCGUCGUCAGAGUCAGCAGCGACAGGAUCAGGACCCGCAGGAGCAGCAGCAGAAUCAACAACAACAGCGGGAAUUUUCGAAGCCAAAGGAACAUCUUUUCAAGAGACAGAACACUCGGGAGACACUCGAGGAGAAGUCAGCGACCAAGAUCCAGGCGGGUAUUCGUGGCUUUCUGGUGCGGAAGAGGCAACAGGCGGUUCAGGCCGCGGCGACGAGGAUUCAGGCCGGCUUCCGUGGCUUCAAGACGCGAAAGUUGCUGAAACAGAACGGUCAAUAGUUUGUACUUGCUGAUCUCUUCCCAUCGGACGAAGGAUGACAUAAGGCGUCGACGUGUAUAUUAAAGUAAUACGUGGAUUCGUUCGUGUAGUCGGAGGAAAUCUCAGAAUUGGAUCGGAGAUGUCGAAGAAACAACUUUUAAUUAAAUCAAUUACGUUGAUCUUCGCAAUGCUUGACAUGUGUAUAUUUUUGGGACACUGUGUAUUUUUGAACACAAACUUCGUGAAAUUUGCCGAAUACCAUCUCCAGAAUUUAAUGAAUGAUAACUAAUGACACAUUGUUUUAUAACAAUCUUUAUCAUUAUCAUUAUUUUUAAUUUAGUUUGAUUUUUUUCUACGCUAACUUUCGUAUAAUGCUGAUAACGAUAAACAAUGAAGACAAAAGCAAUAAUAGAAGACGUUGUUUUAAGAAAGUAAUCGAUAUACAUAUAUGUAUGCGAUAUAAGUUAGUUAAAUGAUUAUGUGAAUCUGUUGAAAAAUUCUCUUGUUAUUUUAUGUCAUUUUUAUUGCGAUGUAAUUAAGGUAUUAAUUUGAGCGCAAAUUAAAGAUAUAUUUCUAUAUUGUAAUUUCGUAUCUACGUGAAUCUUGUCGAUAAACGAUAUAUGUAUUUAUAUAAUGAGUAGUGUGUGUGUGUGUGUGUGUGUAUAGAUGUAUAUAUACUUUUUUGUCAUAUACUUGCAUUAUAUUUCACAAUUUUGCUUUGAUUUUAUGGAUAAUAAAUCUUUAGUCUUUAUAAUAAUUAUUUUUUAGCACACAUUUAAUAUAUUAGUGUCAAUUUUGAAAACUUUUUCUUUCCUUUAUGGUUGGUUAGGCCUCUAUACAGAAUUUGCCUGUACGCCAGUUGGUGUUUAUAUGAAUUAUAAUCGAUCACUAGUUAAUGGUGCAAUAACUAGUGUAUAAAAAUGAUCUUCCAGAGGAAGAUGAGUUGCAAAAAUUCUGAAACUAUAUUGGAACUUGCGCAAAAACAUGCUUAAAACAAUUUUGAAAACUGAGAAAGAAUCAUUAAAAUUCAUUUAAUAGUGAGUAUGUUUCACAUUAUUUAGUGUAUAUACAAUUGUUAUAUUUUUUUUUAACUAAUUGCAAAUAUGUAAAAUCAUUAUAUGCAUGUUCAUCAUAUUAGUAUGUAUGUAAAUUCAAAAUAAAAGAAUACAC